AUGAAUUUCCUCCGGAGACGUCUCUCAGACAGUAGUUUCGUGGCAAAUUUGCCCAAUGGCUACAUGAUGGACUUGCAGCGCCCCGACAACUCCACGAGCUCCCCAGUUUCUCCUGCCAUGGAGAGAAAGCAUCCUCAGCCACCACAGCCCUCACACUCUUCCUCUACUGGCACCAGCAUCUUCAGCUCCAUCUCCAGUGCCAUGAAGCAAACCACACAAGCGGCCGCAGGACUAAUCGACCACUCAGCGAGCCCCACACCACCUGUGGCCCAGAAACCCAAGAUCCUCCUGGUGAUCGAUGACGCGCACACGGACUGGGCCAAAUAUUUCCAGGGGAAGAAGGUGAAUGGAGAAUUUGAUAUCCGAGUGGAACAGGCUGAGUUCUCCGAGCUGAACCUGGCUGCUUACGUCACGGGCGGCUGCAUGGUGGACAUGCAGGUCAUGAGGAACGGCACCAAGGUGGUAAGCAGGUCCUUCAAGCCAGACUUUGUCCUGAUCCGGCAGCAUGCCUACAGCAUGGCGCUGGGAGAGGACUUCCGCAGCCUCAUCAUCGGCCUCCAGUACGGUGGCAUCCACACGGUCAACUCUCUCUACUCCAUCUACAACUUCUGCAGCAAGCCCUGGGUGUUCUCUCAGCUCAUUAAAAUCUUCAACUCGUUGGGGCCUGAGAAGUUCCCCCUCGUGGAGCAAACGUUCUUCCCAAGCCAUAAGCAGAUGCUCACAACUCCGAAUUUCCCUGUAGUGGUCAAGCUGGGACAUGCACAUGCUGGAAUGGGGAAGGUCAAAGUUGAGAACCAGCACGACUUCCGGGACAUGGCCAGCAUAGUAGCCAUGGCAAAAACCUACGCCACCACCGAGCCAUUCAUUGACUCCAAGUACGACAUCCGAAUCCAGAAAAUCGGCAGUAACUACAAGGCUUACAUGAGGACGUCCAUCUCUGGAAACUGGAAGGCAAACACAGGUUCCGCGAUGCUAGAACAGAUUGCAAUGACAGAGAGGUACAGACUCUGGGCAGACGCCUGCGCGGAAAUGUUUGGAGGUCUUGACAUCUGCGCUGUCAAAGCUGUCCACAGCAAAGAUGGAAAAGACUAUAUCAUUGAGGUGAUGGACAGCUCGAUGCCCCUGAUUGGGGAGCAUGUGGAAGAGGACAGACAGCUGAUAGCCGAUCUGGUUGUUUCCAAAAUGACUCAGCUUGUCAUCACUGCUGGAUCUACACCAUCACCACUGAGGCCUUGGCCUCCACAAGUUCAGCCUGCGUCAAUGAAAUCUCAGACUGGACCUCAGCUUGGACAACUGUCCCAACCACGGCCUCCUCCCCAAGGUGGACCACGCCAGCCUCAAGGAUCUCAGCCUCCACGGACAAACGCACCUCCACAGCAGCGGCUCUCUCCUCAAGGACAGCAGCCCCAGAGUCCCCAGUCCACUUCACCUCAGCAGCAAAGGUCACCUGGAUCUCCACAGCAAGUCCGAUCAGCAACUGGGUCCUCUCCAGUCCAGGCUUCCAAGGCAGGCAUGUUCCCUCCACAGCAGCCUAGACCUCCUGCUCAAGGCCGGGCUCCUAGCCAGCCAAGCCCCACUGAAACGUGCAAGCAGCAAGCCACCCCACACCCGCAUCUGAACAAAUCGCAGUCCCUGACAAACACCUUCAGCAUAUCUGAGUCAUCUCAGCGGGGAAAUGCCAAUGAGGACGAAGCAAAAGCUGAGACCAUCCGCAACCUGAGGAAAUCAUUUGCUAGCCUGUUUUCCGAUUAACAGCCCUGCAGCUGGAUCUGUGCUUUUGUCAGCCCUCACUCUUCGUAUCAGUGUACCUGAUGUCAUCCUGGAAUACGCUCAAUGGUACCCAGUGAUUUACAACUAACACCUGGGUAAAGGGAAUUUAGAAAACUAUAGUUGUUUUAAUACAAAGAAAAUAUUAUAAUAACGGUCUGAAAAGUGACUGUAUAAAAGUGGCACUAUUUAAUUGUUUUUUGUGCAUAAUCAGAAUCACAUCUGUUCAAAUGACUGAGUUGUAAAGCAAAUUUUACUCUUGCUAACCCCUGUGGAGACAACACAGUUAUAACAGUGCGAACUAGAUUUUAUUUUGAUUUGUAUAUAGUCAAUACAAUCGUUAACUUCCAAUUACUGAAUCCUUGUUGAGGUCAAGCUAAAAAACCAUCUUAUUUCAGAAACAGAUGUGCAAAGACAGAGUUAAGAGUAAGUAUUCAUUGACUGAUAAAAGUGAGCAUGCUUGAGCAUGGAAACACAGUGAACUGUGGAACUUCAUGAUACCAACUUUAUAAAAAGUCACUUUUCAGAGCAAAACUACAUUCAAGUUAAAUGUACGGUAUCAGACAUUAGUAAGCGCCAAAGAUCACAUGAGCAGGUCAUCCAGAUGGACUGCUGGUUUGUUCCAGAUCACUCUGCUCACAGCAGAUAAAACAUCUCUGUUUCAUGCCUUGCAUUUAUGUCCCCCGCACGUGAUUCCUGAGUUCUGAGAGAAAAAUGUCAUGUUCUAACCCUGUAGCCUUAGCUCAAAAAUAACCUGAGAAAUAGGCCUUCCAUGCAAAAAACAACUUCUUCCCCUGCCCCUGGAAACACCAGAGUUCACAUUCACAGUUCACACAA
Aptenodytes forsteri (emperor penguin) is the source of this 2604-nucleotide messenger RNA. It is a transcript of the gene SYN3, whose product is annotated as synapsin III. Bases 1 to 1752 code for a protein of 583 amino acids. Gene Ontology annotation, biological process: neurotransmitter secretion. The transcript is spliced from 14 exons. Gene Ontology annotation, cellular component: synaptic vesicle membrane; synaptic vesicle. Gene Ontology annotation, molecular function: ATP binding. The record is from RefSeq and is a predicted model, not a curated record. Lineage: Eukaryota; Metazoa; Chordata; Aves; Sphenisciformes; Spheniscidae.